Molecule: messenger RNA, 1797 nt
Organism: Aspergillus heteromorphus CBS 117.55
Lineage: Eukaryota; Fungi; Ascomycota; Eurotiomycetes; Eurotiales; Aspergillaceae
Product: cytochrome P450
Exons: 5
Coding region: 1-1611 (536 amino acids)
Molecular function (GO): monooxygenase activity; heme binding; oxidoreductase activity, acting on paired donors, with incorporation or reduction of molecular oxygen
Source: RefSeq, a predicted model, not a curated record
AUGGUUUACACCAUGCAGAUGGCCGCUCUUGCCGGCGGGCUCUCGCACAUUGUCUAUUUCCAUCGAGGCGAACACCAUUUCUACGGGACCGCGUAUGCACAGGCUUUCAGUGCCCUGUUCACAGCUGCAGCCGCUGCCUUGCAUGCCGGUCGGGAGACCGCAUGGAUGGAGGCCCUGGCCACCGUCGCACAGCAUGCCGCAUCCUAUCUGGUCGGCCUCUUCAGCAGUCUGCUCGUGUACCGCCUCCUGUUGCACCCCCUGGGCCGAUUCCCUGGUCCGCUGCUCGCUCGGAUCUCCAGCCUGUGGCUGCCCUUCCAUAUGCAGAACAACAACCGCCAUCACAGGUUGGUCGAACUGCACAAGAAAUACGGUCCCUAUGUGCGCAUCGGAUCGUCCGACCUGUCCGUCAUCGAUCCCAAGGCCAUUGAUGCCAUCCAGGGUCAAUGCGCCAAGUCCACAUGGUAUGACCACUCACAACCAAGCAAGUCCCUGCAGGCAAUCAGGGAUGCGGCAGAGCAUCAACAGCGACGGCGUGUCUGGAGCACCGCAUUCGGGAGCCAACAGCUGCGGGGCUACGAGCAGCGCGUCCGCAAGUACCGCCAGAAACUUGUAGAUCGGUUGGCCAGCAAGGACGGCCACCCAGUGAACGUGACCAAAUGGUUCAAUCUGUACACUUUCGACGUGAUGGGGGAUCUGACCUUCGGUAAAGGGUUUGAGAGUCUGGAGCGGGGUGAGGAGCAUUGGGCCAUCCGACUGUUGAUCGACACGAUGGUGUUUGCCGGGUCCGGACUGCCCAUUUGGUCCUUUCGGCUGGUGGCAGCAAUCCCAGGGCUGAAAAGCGGAUUCUGGAAGUUCUUGGAAUACAGCGAGGCGAGACUAGUGGAGAGGAUGAAGAUUGAACCGGAUAUCCCCGACAUCAGUGCAUCGCUACUGGCACCGCUGAAGGGCCGAGCACCCACUGUAGAAGAACGACAGUGGCUGGGGGGAGAUUCCCGCUUGAUCAUCGUUGCAAGAAGCGAUACCACCGCGACCACCCUGGCGGGCAUUUUCUAUCAGCUCGCUAGGCACCCGGACGAAGUCCGCAAGCUCCGCGCCGAGCUCGCCCCGUAUGUGGAUGCAAACGAACCCGCGGGGGAGUUCCUGGACGCCAAGAUCAGUCACCUGGAGCAUUUGAAUGGGGUCAUCAACGAAGGGCUGCGUCUUUACCCGGGUAUUCCCUCGGCCCUCCCGCGGGAGACUCCGCCCGAGGGCAUCCAUGUGGAUGGAGUAUACAUCCCAGGCAACACCACAGUGAUUUGCCCGCUGUAUGUCAUGGGGCGGUCGGAACUGAGCUAUCAGAAGCCGCUAGAGUUUAUCCCUGAGCGGUGGUACCAACAGCCCGAGCUCGUCCGCGACAAGUCGGCAUUCGCGCCGUUCACGAUUGGUGCUUACAACUGCAUUGGCAAGCCCUUGGCGCUGAUGAAUCUGCGGACGACGGUGGCGCGAUUGGUGAUGAGCUUCGACGUGCAGUACGCGCCGGGGUUUGUGGCGGAGAGCUUUGACCAGCGGUCGCGGGAUAUGUUUGUGUUGUACUUAGGGGCCCUGGAGAUGAUCUUCCGGCCACGGGGAUGAAGGGGACGAUCGAGGGACGAAUUACGUCGGUUGUCAUUGGGAUGAACGAUCAAGCGUGUUUCACGGUCGACCCGUGUUUCAGGCUGCAAUCGCAAAGCGGAAGGAGGGCACAGACUAGAGAAUAGAUAGCGUCAGGGAUCCGAAAAUUCCCACCUCUCAGCCAUAAGUAAGCACUAGGCUGUGAAC